GCUGGCAGGGAUGGAAGCACUCUGGAUAGUUAUCUGAAUCUAAAUUUCAGGAAUACAGGCUACUUCAUAUUCAAAAAUACAGAAAAUCCAACAAAGUGGAGUCAAGUACAUGCAGCAGCUUCAUGGGCUUGAAGGAUCACUUGGGACAUGAUGCAGGCCACCUCUAUGGGGAUACCGCAGAGACUCAAAUAAUUGCACCUUGGUCAAUGGUAGAGAAGCCAACAAUGGAUAAAGUUAACUCUAGGAAGGAGGAUGCUAAUAAGGAGGCUUCUGAAGAAACUGGAAGUUCCAGUUGUGACUCCGAGGAAAGCACAAAUUCUGAUAAUGAAUCGGAACAAUCAGCUACAAUUGGAACAGAAUCAUGCUUCUUACCGAAGACGCACAGACGGCUAUGUAGGUCUCCUUGCCUAGAACCACAUAUAUUAAAACGCAAUGAAAUCUUGCAAGACCUUAAGCUGGAGGAAGCACAGAUAGUGUCUAAAGAAGUUAAGAAGCCUCCUGACGUUGUAAAAGAAUAUCAAACCAAACUAGAGUUUGCACUUAAGUUAGGUUACUCUGAAGAACAAGUUCAGCUUGUCCUCAACAAACUUGGUACUGAUGCUUUAAUCAAUGAUAUAUUGGGAGAACUUGUCAAACUUGGAAAUAAAACUGAAACAGAACAGAGUGUAAGUAAUGUUAACAGUAGCUUAAUGCGAGAAGCUUCUUCUGUCGAGUCACAGAGAUCUCACUCUCCACUUCAGGAAGAUGUGCCAGUGGAUGGUGAUAACCUGAGACCAAUUGUUAUUGAUGGCAGCAAUGUUGCAAUGAGCCAUGGAAACAAAGAAGUAUUCUCUUGUCGAGGAAUUAAACUGGCAGUGGACUGGUUUUUGGAAAGAGGCCACAAAGAUAUCACCGUGUUUGUGCCAGCAUGGAGAAAGGAACAGUCUCGACCGGAUGCUCUCAUUACAGAUCAAGAAAUCUUACGUAAAUUAGAAAAAGAGAAAAUUCUGGUGUUCACCCCAUCGCGCCGUGUUCAGGGGAGAAGGGUGGUAUGCUAUGACGACAGGUUCAUAGUGAAGUUGGCCUUUGAGUCUGAUGGUAUAAUUGUGUCUAAUGAUAACUACAGGGAUCUAGCUAACGAAAAGCCAGAAUGGAAGAAAUUCAUUGAUGAACGACUGCUGAUGUAUUCAUUUGUCAAUGACAAAUUCAUGCCUCCAGAUGAUCCACUUGGACGCCAUGGUCCAAGUCUAGAUAAUUUUCUGAGGAAGAAACCUGUUGUUCCGGAACACAGGAAGCAACCAUGUCCAUAUGGGAAGAAAUGCACUUAUGGACACAAAUGCAAGUACUACCAUCCAGAAAGAGGAAAUCAGCCUCAGAGGUCAGUAGCUGAUGAACUUCGUGCCAUGUCUAGGAACACAGUUGCCAAAGCUGCUAGUGAAGGGGGGCUGGUGAAGAGCAACAGUGUUCCUUGUAGCACAAAAAUCGAUAGCACUUCCGAUCUCAAGCGAGCUGCUCCAAAGAGGCAAUCAGACCCUAGUAUAAGGACUCAAGUCUACCAAGACUUGGAGGAAAAGCUUCCCACCAAAAACAAAUUGGAAACCAGGUCUGUUCCUUCUUUAGUUAGUAUACCGAAUUCUGCUGCUGCAAAACCCCAAAGUACUGCACCUUUAAGCAAUGGCCUUCCAUCUGGAGUCCAUUUCCCACCUCAGGAUCAAAGACCACAGGGACCGUAUCCUCCAGUGAUGAUGGCAACCAAAAAUCAUGGAACGCCCAUGCCUUAUGAGCCGUAUCCCAAAUGUGAGUCUCCUGUGGAUGUAGGCUACUACUCUAUGCUGAGUGCAUAUUCAAACCUAAGUCUUUCUGGGCCACGAAGUCCUGAAAGGCGUUUCUCUUUGGACACGGAUUACAGAAUAAGUUCUGUAGCUUCUGAUUGUAGUAGCGAAGGAAGCAUGAGCUGUGGCAGUAACGAUUCCUACAUAGGCUACAAUGAUCGGUCCUACAUGAGUUCUCCUGACCCCCAACUGGAAGAGAAUCUGAAGUGCCAACAUAUGCACCCCCAUAGCCAUGUAAACUCACAGUCUUUCUUGCAGAGCUACCGUGAUACCCUCUCCAGAGUUCCGAGUUACAGUCAUGAAGAACCAAAGCAUCAUCACAAACCUCCACUUCCAUACAUGGCUGUACACCUUCACCACCCCAGUGUUGGGGCUCGUUCCAGUUGUCCUGGCGACUACCCUGCUGCUCAAAGUUCUCAACAUUCAAAGAGCGUACACCUUGGGAGAGCCCUUGCGUCCACAAGAGUAGACAGCAUAUCAGACUCACGUUUGUAUGAUAAUUCUCCCUUGAGACAAAGAAAAUCAUACUCUGGUCAAGAGGGACUUGGCAGUUGGGAUAGGCAAGGCUAUGGAAUGGAUGCGUAUAGCUUUCGUCAAACCUAUUCCUUGCCCAGUAACCCCUCACAGCCAUGCUAUGAGCCAUUUGCUUUCCAAAGCUUACCUGAGCAACAAGAACAGCCUUGGCGGAUACCUUACUGUAGAAUGCCUCAAGACCCUCCAAGGUACUUGGACAGCCGAGAGAAAGUCUACAUAAACCUGUGCAACAUUUUCCCCCCUGACCUUGUGAGAAUUGUUAUGAAAAGGAAUCCUCACAUGACAGACGCUCAGCAGCUUGCUACAGCCAUUUUAGUGGAAAAAUCGCAGUUAGGUUAUUGAUGACAUGAUGAUGAUGCAUCUUUGCGGUGUCUAUUAGUUCAGUUUCAGCUGUAAUGCUGAGGGAGGUUUGCUACAAUAGCAUUUCUGAUCUCCUUCUCAGCAAGGAGGUUAUAUAGUAAUCCAUUUAUGUGAAAUACUGUGCCAUAGAAUCUGUAUGUAAAACCCCAUGCAUUGGAAGUGACAGACUUGGUUUUAAACGCUCACACGGUUUUUAAAAAAUAUAAUAUUUCAUAGCUGGGAGGUCCUUCCAAUUUAAUAUAUUAUUAUAUCUGCGUUCUCUGAAUAGAUUCUUUGGUGCAUCUGGGGGUUUAUAUGCAGCACUUUCUAAUAUUGUUAUGUAUUUAUAUUGGGGUGUUAUGUCUUUCAAGUGCAAAAAAAAAUAUAUCUUUUUUAAACUCCAGAUAACUGAAGAGGAUUUUAUGCACCUAGCCAAUGUUUUUUCUUCAAGCCAAGCUUAUGAACUCUUUUUUAAAUUGCAAUUAAGUUAUUUAAUUUUAUUGUGUUAUUUUUGUGUGUUCUAUAAUCAUUUUAUUUAUAGAAAGCAAAGGUCUUCUACUUCACAGAUUUUAUUUUUAAGGAAUUUGCGAGUUACCAGUUUUCACACUGAAAUGAGUAACGAAAUUAGUACUUUAUAGUAUGGCACUUUUUAUUUUAUUUUAAUUGAAAUUAUUUGUUGAUUAUUUUUUAUUUUUUCUGUAAGCAGAAGCAAUCAGUUCGAGAGAAACCUGCUAUCACUAAUUUAUUAUGUAGAAGGCAAAAGCCUUGUGUGCAAGUUUUGAAGAUGUUAAGUUCAUCUGAUUCAUACUUGUCUAAAAUCAGGCCACCAAUCUGUCGGUGUAGGCAACAACUUUACCCAGCCAAUGUGUAGUUCCAUUCAUUAGAAAUGGCAGUGACAUUGAGAUAUGUUUAAGGUGUGUCUCUUGCUCCUUUAAUUAAUGUGCAGGUAUACUGGACAAAAUGCUUUUUUCAUAAAAAAAACCACCUGUUUUUAAAUGAAAUGAAUUGUUCUCAAUGCAAUUUUUGUAUAUAAGAUAUUGUAUAUUUUUCAUCCUAUUUAUCAAACUGGCCUGAGAAGGUUUUUAUGUUGUGUUGAAUAUAUGCAACAUGUUAUUAACUGCACUAUAGUAAUAAUAGUAUUAUAGUAUUAUAACUGGGGUUAUUCCACUCUUUCUUGUGACAUACUGGCCAGGAUCCAAUGGUGUUGCUGAUAGAAGCAAGUUGCCUGCAGGCCUGUGGAAGGGGAUGAGUUAAAUCCCACACAUUGCAUGCAGCUCCCUUACAGUCUCAAAGUCUUCUCUAGAGAGCUGGGAAAUUAUCCAGAGCAGAUUUUCAAGCAACACGUAAGAGGGAGAACAGAAGGAGAAACUCCUAUUAUGCCAGGGAAAGUACACUAGUGCAGUGCUGUAUCCUGGCUCAAAUAGACUGUGUUCUCAAGUUAGUUUGUCUAACCUGUUGAAUGUAGGUCUCAUUCUCUCUAGAAGCCACAUAGUUUUAAAAGAAAAUAGGCUUGUCUCUUCUAGUAUUUUUAAGGGAGAUUUCUGGUUUUAAGUUAUGGGUUCUGCUAGCUCUUUUAAAGUGUAAUUUUACAUAGAAUAGCAAUUGAUCUGGUAGUCAGCGACUUUAUAGGCCUUGCAAUCAGCUGCUUACACACUAGGAUUUCCUACGGAGCAACAUACUGUGAUGUUUCCUUAGUAUUCAGUGCUAGUGCUGAUCAAUGUGUGUGCAGCUGUCACCUGAAGACCCUGUAGAACCAGAAAGUACCUUUUACUGUUGAUACAAAUUGUAUCUUUAACUAUGAGAACGAUUUUAAUUUAUAGAUCUAAUGGUAAAACACACACACACACACACAAAUGUCUGUAGAUGAUUUUCGAGACUUUGGGCAACAUUUUAUCACUUAUUUUUAAAAAGGAAAAGAAAAUGAAGCUAAAGGAAAGUUGUUGAGUCCUUAUACACUGCACACAUUUUCCUCCUAUUUAAAGAUGUCUCUUUCUCAUGCUCUAAAACAAUAUUGAGUGAGAUCUUACCUGAAAAUAUUGAUAAAAUGCUGCCUGAAAAGAGUGUCCAAGCACCUUUGAAUAGGAAAACAUUUUUGACUACUUCUCCAACACUGUGUGUUGUAAGAAGUAGGAUUUUGGUAUACCGUAAAUGCUCCUAUAAAGCAUUGUGCUUAUAAAUAUAUCCAAUAAUCUGAACCAUGUUCAGCAACUUUGAUUCAUUAUUGUUCUUCUAUACUGCUCUUACUGUUGACUGAUGACAUAGGAUAUGAGUUCUCUUAGGCAUGCUUCUCCUAACCUGGUAGCAUCCAUGUAUGAUGGACUAUAAAUCCCAACAUGUUAGGUUGAUGGGAGUUGUAAUCUAACACUGUUGGGAAUUGCAAAUGGUUAGGAAAGCCUGUGUUGAAUUCCUCUGCCCUCCUGUAGGUGCUAUCUUAUGUUUUGUCCAUCUCUCCUGAAGGAGAAUGUAGGUCCCAUUUCUUCUUCUGAAAUUGUUUGUUCCCUAUUUAUAUAGAGUAGUUUUAAAUAAGAAAUUGUACAUAGUGUAUUGUGCACAAGACUCCACUGCCCUUUACAUGAAUAGAAUUUGUGCAAAACCCUGACUUGUUUGUUACCACUACAGCAAAAAUUCCUGGUGGACUAUGAAUUCAUGUGUUGUUUAAUGGCUUUAUAUUGUAAUUUUGAAUUUUUACUGUCCUCUUACCUUAUCCAUGGUUUAAUGGGAUUCCUUAUCCCUUGGGAGUGCACAGUGUUGAAACAUAUGUCUUCUGGAAUGGGAUAUGUUCAUAAUUUGCUUUUUAAUUUGUCUUGUGGUAUGUUGCUAAAGGAAGCUGAAGCCUGGCAACGUGGCACAGAGUGUAAAAACGGUUUUCUGUGCAUUGAGUUGUUGUAGGGUUUUCUGGCUCUAUGGCCAUGUUCUAGAAGCUUUUUCUCCUGAUGUUUCGCCUGCAUCUAUGGCAGGCAUCCUCAGACCUCACAACCUCUAAGGAUACCUGCCAUAGAUGCCGGCAAAAUGUCAGGAGCGAAUGCUUCUAGAACAUGGCCAUACAGCCCGAAAAACCUACAACAACCCAGUAAUUCUGGCCAUGACAGCCUUCGACAAUACAUUGUCUGUGCUACGAUAUGAAGUGAGAUUUUUCUGUGUUCAUGUAAUGUAGAAUGAUUAUACAAGAAUAUGCCCUUCAUUUAUAGAUGAACAGAGGUUUGCUGGUCUAGAGAGUCCAGAACCAUGGUGGCCCUGUUUAAUGACCUCCUUCAGUCCUGAAACCUGAUUUUAGCUCUCCUUGUGCACCAGGAGAAGGUGGGAGUUAAAAAAGAAAAUCCCAUGACUCCACUGCAUUCUGCUGCAGGAGCUUUUCAAAACACUCCAUGUUUUGAAAGAUUAAUAUGCCUGGUAUCAGUACUUAUUCUGAAAUGAAUUGGUUGGCUGGUCCAUCUGUAAUUAUGCUGUCUCCUGAACAGAUCCUUACCUCUCUCAAUUGAUUGGGCUCAGCCCAACAAUAUACUUAGUUUGAAGAGUCAUUUUCUAAAGGGAAAAUCAAGAAAUUGUAUGACACUUUUACUAGCAUGCAUUACUGGGCUUAUUCCCUUUACCUUUUUCAGUUCCAAGCCUGCCUUUUACUAUUACCAAAACUGAUUAAAAAAGCUUAUAUCUUUUCUCCAGGAAGAUUUAAACAUAGAUGCGACUGUGAAACUAAAUCCUGAAACUCCCCAACAUUUCAGGCAAGAGAGAGACUAGACAAUGUUGUGUAAUAUUUCUCCUUAUUUUUCUAAAUGUCAAGGUCCCCCAACCUAGUAUUUGUACAAUGUAGCAACUGCAUAUGAAUUAAAUCUAUUAAAAUUAAUGAGCUUUAAAUUAAUAAUGACUGAAGUUCCAUUGACAAUCAGUCUACAUUUAACUUUUAUUUGAGCUCUCAUAUCUAUCUAUCUGUCUAUCUAUCUAUCUUUACUUCACUACUAGUUUGCAUUCUUAACUCCUUUUAGAUUAUGGAUAUCUUCACAGUUUUGAUUGAUAUAUAAAGUUUCCUGCUGGUCUUAGUUUGUAUUUGAUUUAGUAAGUUGGACAUCUGUUUGCAUUUAAUGCUCAAUGGUACUGCUUUGUUCACUGCACUUGGAUGUGGUCAUCCAGUCAUUGUUAAAUAUUAAAUAUUCAGGUUUCUCUA
This is a messenger RNA of Anolis sagrei ordinatus, 6843 nucleotides long. NCBI's taxonomy places the organism in Eukaryota, Metazoa, Chordata, Lepidosauria, Squamata, Anolidae. The record is from RefSeq and is a predicted model, not a curated record.